Messenger RNA from Vigna unguiculata (cowpea), 1212 nucleotides. Its product is annotated as WAT1-related protein At5g40210-like. Lineage: Eukaryota; Viridiplantae; Streptophyta; Magnoliopsida; Fabales; Fabaceae. The record is from RefSeq and is a predicted model, not a curated record. Gene Ontology annotation, cellular component: membrane. Gene Ontology annotation, molecular function: transmembrane transporter activity.
CAUGAAGAGAAACAGUAAUCUCAAAUAGAAAGCAUUAAAAAGAAGAUUUUUUCAUGAGGUAAAGAGAGUGAGAGAGAAGGUCGCAAAGAAAUGGUGAGAUGGGUGAACGGUGGAAGAGGAAAAUUACUGCCAUUUUUGGGGAUGUUGUUGGCUAUGCUAACUCAAAGUGGAAGCAUGGUGGUCAUAAAAUUUGCCAUGACUGAUGGUAUCAACAAAUAUGUUAUGGUUGUUUAUUCUAUGGCUCUCUCCUCCUUCUUCCUUCUUCCCUUUGCCUUGUUUCAACACAGGUCAGAAGGUCCUCCUCUCACAUUCUCUGCACUCUGUAGCUUCCUUUUGCUUGCUCUCUUUGUGAGUUCAGCACAGAUAAUGUCUUAUAUUGGCAUAGAACUAAGCUCUCCAACUCUUGCAUCAGCAAUACUUAACCUUGUUCCAGCUUUCACUUUUGUACUUGCCCUCAUUUUCAGGAUGGAAAAAGUAGAGUGGAGAAAUUUUAGCAGUGAAGCUAAAGUGUUAGGAACAGUAGUCUCAAUUAGUGGAGCUUUUGUUGUAAUACUUUACAAGGGUCCACCCAUUGGGAUGAAAGUUCAGUUUUCGACACAAUUAAAUUGGAUCUUGGGAGGGAUAUGCUGCGUUGCCGAUUCUUUAUUUACUUCUAUGUGGUACAUAUAUCAGGCUUCGGUAGCAAAGAAAUACCCUGCUGUAACAGUGAUACUGUUCUUCCAGUUCUUGUUUUCAACCAUUCCUUGUGGAAUAUUUGCUUUAAUUUCUGUGAGAGACCCAACUGAAUGGAAGCUCAGCUUCGACGCAGGGUUGAGUGUCGUUUUGUAUCAGGCAAUAGGUGCGACCAUGCUACGUUACGUGCUAUGCACGUGGUGUGUCCACAGGGAAGGACCUUUGUUUUGUGCUAUGUUCAAGCCUGUGGGAAUCAUCUUCACAGCAAUCAUGAGUGCAAUUUUUCUUGGGGAGAAUCUUGGCCUUGGAAGUUUGAUUGGUGGGGUUAUAAUCGUGGUAGGGUUUUAUGCUGUUCUGUGGGGAAAAUCCAGAGAGGAGAACAAUGAUGAGAAAAAGGUUGAAAACUUGGAAUCAUCGUGUCAUAAUCUUCCUUUAUUACAAAAUAGGGUAUAACAGGUAUCAAGAACAAGAAAUAGCUCUCUAAAGCAAGAAAGACUUUGAACAUUUUGUUCAUGUUGGACAUUUGGACCAUAUUGAAAA